AUGCGUUCAAUCAUUAACGUCAUCUUUGCUGCACUUCUGUUUGCGAACAGCAUCUCGAGAGCUGUUGGCUUUCCUGGUCGACUUCAAUUACGAGAUGAUCAACAUUAUGAUGAUUUAAUUGCUUCAGAACGGCAGAGUGAAGAGGGUGACUACGAUCAAACUUACAAUGAAUUGGAACAGCUUAUCAGCCAUUUAACAGAAGAUGAUAGGCAACUUGUCUACACUAUCAUUCAACUGACUGCAUUGGUUGAAAGCCGUUCAUGCAUAAAAGAUGAAGAAGCACGAAAUAAUUUCGUUCAUGGAAGUCGUAUUUCUCGUGAAUCAUGCACUUUAUUUUUGGCUAUUCUUUUAUCACAUGAAAUUACUCAUGCGGUGAAAUAUAUAGCUGAAAAACAAAAAACUACACCAGAAUUAUCAUUUUUUAGAACAUAUUCAAGUCCUGAUGAAUAUGAUGGUGGAAAUGCAUUGAAACACGAAUUGUUUUGUGGUGAAAUGCAUAUUAAUCGUGAUUUUCGUCGAUUAGGAUUAAAACGUCAACGUAUAAAUGAUAGUAGAAAAACUCAUUAUGAUUAUUCCGAAUCAACUGAUUAUGAAAAUAAGAAGAACGAUGAAGAACCUGUACCUCUACUUCGUUAUCAUACACGAACAAGUGUUUUUAAAGAAACGGAUAAUGUUAAUCCAAAUGAAUAUUAUCAAUCGUUGUUAAAGUACCACUGUGAAAAAGACACUUCGCAAGCCCAAUCUCCAGAUGAUCCACUAUUAUCAUGA
Molecule: messenger RNA, 768 nt
Organism: Rotaria sp. Silwood1
Lineage: Eukaryota; Metazoa; Rotifera; Eurotatoria; Philodinida; Philodinidae
Source: the annotation of a GenBank genome assembly